This is a messenger RNA of Aplysia californica (California sea hare), 1857 nucleotides long. RefSeq lists its product as uncharacterized. The coding region runs from base 177 to 1226 and encodes 349 amino acids. The record is from RefSeq and is a predicted model, not a curated record. Lineage: Eukaryota; Metazoa; Mollusca; Gastropoda; Aplysiida; Aplysiidae. The transcript is spliced from 4 exons.
UAUGUGUUCCAUGACAGUCGGAGCAGUCUCCGUCGAAACAAGACCAAAGUCCAGUUUUCUGCUUUCUACAUUUCGGAUUACGACUCUUUUUGUUUGCUUCAUUGCACUCGCCUUGAGUGAAAAUAUUCCAAAAUAUUCUGUUGGGCUGCUGUCGACUGCCACGAAGGGUUUUCCCGAUGGCCUAUCAAACAAGCUCUUGGCCACUUUGGAGAAAGUUUAUACAGAACUUCAAGAAUGGAGAAAGCAAUUUCCACGUGUCCACAAAACCUCUUAUGGUUACAUUUCUUCACCCUGGCUUGCGUAUUUCCAGUUUUGACAACUAUGGCAAGGUUGAUAUCUCCGAUUUGUUGACACUUACUGUAGAUGUGCAGAAUUAUGCAUUCUACUCGGAGUUGAUGCCCGGGGGAGGCACCGUCUUCUCAUGGCCAACCAUCACACAAGGCAGGUUGCUCUUUGUCCAGUCAGCUGAAUUCUCAAUGACUCGCGCCAUGCAAAACCAGAUGUUGCCCAAAUGGCCUUUGCAAGCUCGCUUAUGUCUCGGGAGAGUUGGCACAUCGUCUGUCUCCGUCUGUGUGGAACUGCUGAGCCCAGAAACUGGACAACUUCUGCUCUCUCACGUCAAGCAACUUGUCACUGUUGACAAAGUGAGCAGGAAGCCAGUCCCUCUACCAGAACCGUUUCGUGACAAAUAUAGACAUGAAGGGGUUCUCCAGAAGCCGUUCUCACUGGAAAGAUUUGCAAAGCCAGGGAAUACGUUUAUCUAUCAGUUGAAGGUGGCAUGGUCGGACACUGACUGGUACCAACAUACAAACUACGCCAGCUACGCACGGUUCGCCACCAAUGCCUUGCAUCAGGCCCUAGUGUCUGGGGCCACACAGUUGCCGAGGGAGAAGUCCAGUAGUGAAAGCAACACACGGACAAGUUUUUCCAGUACCGGUAGAUCUACCGGUACGUCCAGUGAUAUUUCUGGCUCCCCAUCUCCACAGUCGAAUGAAUUAAGCAGUUCGGUGUUUCAGGGUAUUUCAGAAGAUGUUGUCAAGAACGGUUUGAAAACUUUCCGCAUCGUUUACUUUCAAGAGUGUAAGGAAGGGGAGACAAUAGAUGUACAUUUGUGGCAGCAAGCAGGAGAGAUGAAUGUGGUGCGGUGUCACGUGAACAGAGGGGACCAACUGCUGGCGCAAAUGACCCUCGAGUACUUUCCUACAGCGUCUGAUUCCAAGUUGUGACAGUCAGCUCAAGUGUUAAUUUAUCUAAUAUUACAUGAAGACUAGAGUGAAAAAAAAAGGCAGUCACAUUUUCUAAACUGUAAAGUUAAACACAAUCGAAGCUUCAUAGCAGUACAGUUUACAAAACAUAUCGUCCUAUGGCAGAAGAAAGACAGGGUCCAUGUAAACAUGAUCAGAGAAAAAUGUUAUUUAUAUAUCUCCCUAUUAGAAUAAAGUUCACUUUUAACACGAAGAUUUCUAUAUAAGCCACCAGAAUGUGACUGCUGCUUUAUUCCUAUUGUCUUGAUGUACAUGAAUAAUUCUUAACUGAGGUCGAGUUGUGUGUUGAACAGCUCAAUGAAGUUGUUGCCUUUAUAUUUGAGUUUAAGUGAAAUUGGCAGAAAUAUGUGUCACGACGUGGCGGAAUCAGGUGAUCGUCAAUUUUUGGGUAUGCGGAGUUAUUGGUAGCAUCUGAAAGCUAAUUCAUUUACCUUGCUUUCACUUUCAGUGAAAAAAAUAUCCAUCUAGCUUGAACAGAAGUGGAGAUAUUUGCUAUUGAAGAAGGUGGGAUUUCCUGGUUUCAGUGAUUAAAUUAAUGAGAAAAUGGCCACCAAGGUUUGGUAGCUUCAAUAAAGCUUAAGAUCCUUGAAAA